AUGCGUGUCUUCGUCGCUACAGUUCUCUGUCCUCUUGUGGCCCACUGCGCUGCCCAACCGUUCAACUCCACUUCUUCCAAACUCUCAAACUCCACCUCGAACAGUACAUCCUGCAUCUCUGCCGCCGAUGCUGUUCUCAUCGCCGACGGCUUUGGCCAGAUCCUCUCCAAUUUCAGCACCUCCUUUGGCGAUAUUCUGAUUGCAGACGGCUAUACCGAUCAAUCUGACAGCGUAGCAACGUUGAUGCAUUCGCCUAAUGUCAUCGCCUCUGAUCUCGGCAAAAUCACCUUCGACUCCAAAGCCUCCUUCCUCGCUGGUGAACAAGCCCAACCAGGCGUCCCCUUCAAACUCCUCAACACCUGGUCUUCCUGCAAUGCCGUUACCUUCCGAUACGUGCUGUCACCUCCUGGCCUCAAUGUCCAAGGCAUCGCUGUUGCCGAAGUUGAAGAGGCNAAAAAGAAUGGCACUGGCGUUGGUGAGGGAACAAAGAAAUGGCAGAUCAAGACUUUCUAUGGAGAGUUUAAUUCUGCGGUUUGGUUGACUGAUCUCAAGAGUGGUAUUACUGGCUGUGAUGUUAGUGGUAAUGUUACGGGUAAUGGGACUGUUGCUUGA
This is a messenger RNA of Aureobasidium musti, 612 nucleotides long. The record is from the annotation of a GenBank genome assembly. Lineage: Eukaryota; Fungi; Ascomycota; Dothideomycetes; Dothideales; Saccotheciaceae.